Aspergillus welwitschiae is the source of this 982-nucleotide messenger RNA. Its product is annotated as RpiB/LacA/LacB family sugar-phosphate isomerase. Bases 101 to 589 code for a protein of 162 amino acids. Gene Ontology annotation, cellular component: intracellular anatomical structure. The transcript has a single exon. Gene Ontology annotation, molecular function: isomerase activity. NCBI's taxonomy places the organism in Eukaryota, Fungi, Ascomycota, Eurotiomycetes, Eurotiales, Aspergillaceae. The record is from RefSeq and is a predicted model, not a curated record. Gene Ontology annotation, biological process: carbohydrate metabolic process.
CAUCAUCAUUAUUAUUCUUAUCUACUUCAAGUCACAUUCACUCUCCACUUAACUUCCAAGACUUUCUUGAAUUCCUUUACUUCCCUCCACACUUUCCACCAUGUCUGCCGAUCCGAAGCCCCUCCGCAUCGUCGUGGCCUGCGAUGAGGCCGGCCAGCCCUACAAGGAGACCCUGAAGGCUGCUCUCGAGAAGAACCCUCUGGUUGAGUCCAUCCAAGACGUGGGCGUCAACUCUACCUCCGACAAGACCGCGUACCCUCACCCCGCUGUCGCUGGUGCCAAACUCAUCAAGGAGGGCAAGGCAGACCGUGGUCUCUUCAUCUGCGGUACUGGUCUUGGUGUCGCCAUCUCCGCCAACAAGGUGCCCGGCAUCCGCGCUGUGACGGCACACGACUCCUUCUCCGUCGAGCGCUCCAUCCUCAGCAACGACGCCCAGGUGCUUUGCUUUGGCCAGCGCGUCAUCGGCAUUGAGCUUGCGAAGAAGCUCGCCAACGAGUGGGUGACCUACCGCUUCGACCCCAAGAGUGCCUCCGCCGCCAAGGUGCAAGCCAUCUCCGACUACGAGAAGGAACUCGCUGGUACGGCUUAAGUGGGACUGUCAGUCAGUCAGUCAGUCAACCCCAGUCAAUCCAGUACUACGAUGUUCCUUGUCUGUGCGGCAUGACAUGAACACCAGCCACAACCGAAGUGGCAGCGGCAGCGCCAUAAUCUCCGGCGUGUUACUAUAACUAUAGCUUCCCUUUCACCUCUUACUUUCGAGCGAAGCGAUCUGGUACGGCUGGAUCCGGGCCUUUCCCUUCUAAUAUCCGACGAGUCAAUGAUACCACGAGUUGUACGGAAUGAUAUGGCCGGCCAUUCUUUCAUUAGAGCAGUAGGUAGAAAAUGUACUAUAUUGCUCCAUAUGCCUUCUAUUUCGUAGACGAUCGUUUAUACCAUCAAGAUCCAUUGUAAUCAACCACCUAACUCUCUACCACAAAUACAG